This is a messenger RNA of Nematocida parisii ERTm1, 784 nucleotides long. RefSeq lists its product as uncharacterized. The coding region runs from base 1 to 702 and encodes 233 amino acids. The record is from RefSeq and is a predicted model, not a curated record. The transcript has a single exon. Gene Ontology annotation, molecular function: RNA binding. NCBI's taxonomy places the organism in Eukaryota, Fungi, Microsporidia.
AUGGAAGAAAACAUUACGCGAACUAUUCUUAUUACGAACUUUCCCAAAACUGUGUCGCAUAGUGACCUGCUCCGCACGUGCAAAGCAGCAGGGCCUGUACGAGAGCACUUUAUCAUGAACAGUAAGCAUUCAGUCUUUUUUGUUUCAUUUUAUGACUUAAGAGCAGCCCAAAAGGCGCAUGCUCUGCUUACAGGAGAAAAGAACAACUUUGUAGUGAAGUAUACGAUAUCCCAGCGAGAAGUGCCUAAGGGAGCAGACAGCUGCACAGAAGAUAAAAACCAAGGCACUGUGGUAUAUACUGCAGCAGAAGAGUUUAAACCAACACAGGAGUCAGACGUAAUUGAUAGCAUAAAGAAAGGAAAGGAGAAUAUUAUCCGCUUCUACGACUCUAGAGAAGCAUUAAAGUUUCUAAAUAUGCUAAAAGCAGAGCAGCCCAGAAGCUCGCCAAAGAUGGCCUGGGAUAAUGACUUAAGAAAAAGAAUAACCUUUCUUAAGACUGCAGAAGAAAUUGUCAAAAAUGCACCGGGUGGGUUUUUUAAAGGAAUUGGGGACGAAGACCAACCAAUGAAGAGGCGCAUGGGAGAGCCUGCCGGAGCAUCUGCAGACACCAAAAAGAAAAUAAAGCUAUCAACUAAUUGGAUGCUUGAGUUAUUUGAUAGUUUUAUUGCAAAUAAUGCAGAUGAGAUUUUUUCAAGUAUGUAAUCAGUUUAAGAAUUUAGUAAACAACAGCACACAUUUGGUGCUUUAUAACCAAUUAGGUAAAUAAGUCGAGUAUUUAAGCCAG